Messenger RNA from Sinocyclocheilus grahami, 889 nucleotides. RefSeq names its product tetraspanin-1-like. Lineage: Eukaryota; Metazoa; Chordata; Actinopteri; Cypriniformes; Cyprinidae. Bases 1 to 681 code for a protein of 226 amino acids. The transcript is spliced from 6 exons. Gene Ontology annotation, cellular component: plasma membrane. The record is from RefSeq and is a predicted model, not a curated record.
AUGCAGCUGGCAGGCGCUGCCAUAUUGGCGGUGGGCAUCUGGGUGGCAGUAGACAGAGUCUCUCUUCUGGGCUUUUUAGAGCACAUUGAAGAUGCGCCGCCCGAACUGGCACAGCUGGCAAACAUCGGCUACCUGCUGAUCGGCGUGGGAGCGUUUCUGACGCUCGUGGGCUUCCUGGGAUGCUGUGGAGCCGUAAAGGAAAGCAAAUGCAUGCUGCUCUCGUUCUUCACCGUUGUGCUCAUUAUCUUCCUCGUGGAGGUGGCAGCAGGGGUAGUGCUCUUCGUCUUUGAGCCUUUGGUUCAAAACGUUCUGGAUGAAAUUGAAGAAAAAGUAGCUAGAAGCAUUGAGGACAACUAUGGUAGUGAUGAGAGUUUCACUUCAGUCUGGAAUAGCACUAUGAAUGAGCUGAAAUGCUGCGGAUAUAACAACUACACGGACUUCAUGGACUCUCAGUUCGUAUCUACAACAUCAUCAUAUCCUGUCACAUGUUGCACAAGCAGUUCUGGACCCUGUAAUGAAACUGCAGCAAAAGCAGAUUCUGUCGUGGGCUGCUUCCAGGCAUUAGUGAAUCUGAUCGAGGACAAUGCAGUUCUGCUGGCUGGCGUGGCUUUGGGAAUCGCUGCUUUAGAGAUUGCAGCAAUGGUUGUUUCCAUGAUCCUCUACAAGAAUGUAGGAAAAUGAGACCAAGACUGACUACAGACAUUUCUGUUUACAUCAUUGUUUACUGUGAAAUGUAACUAUUCAAUAUUUUAUCUGGAGUUAUGUAAAUACCACAUCUGCUGCACGUAUGAACGACAUUUGCACUAAAAUAUUUGAUGUUUUGUGUUCUCUUUUUUUUUUCAAUCAAUUUUUACUUUAACCUCAAGUACAAGCAUAUUUGAUCCUGACU